UGAGAGUGAGUGCAAGCAGAUGCGGGAGUGGAGCACACAUCCAGUUCUUGCUACUAGGCUCCGCCAAUGUGGACCCGUGUGAGAAGAUGUACCUACUGCUGUUGGUCUCCUUCCUCUGGAUGUCAGGCUGCUCCACUGCUCAGGAUGAAGUCACAGGUCCAAAGGAGGCGAGAGGCCAGGAGCAGGGCUCCUUGGCCGUGCAGUGUCAUUACGCCUCAUCGUGGAAGACCUACAAGAAGUAUUGGUGCCAAGGAGCCAAUUGGAGCAGCUGCAGGAUUCUUGUUAAAACUGACGAAACAGAGACGUUGAUGAAGACGGACCGUGUGUCCAUCAGAGACAAUAAGACAGACUUCAUAUUCACAGUAACCAUGGAGGAUCUCAGGAGAAGUGAUGCUGACAUUUACUGGUGUGGGAUUGAGAGAAGUGGCAUUGACCACAGGUCUAAAGUUAACGUGAUCAUUGACCCAGUGUCGACCACGUUCCCUACCACCUCCACCACCAUGUUUACAGCGCCAAUCACUGAAAAAGAGACCAAUGUACUCCCGACGAUGACCAGCUACCACUCCGAUGGCAGGCAGGGCAUCAUGGAGCUUAGUGUCCUCCUCCCGGUCAUCUCCGCGGUGCUGCUGCUUCUCCUGGUGGUGGCCUCACUGUUUGCUUGGAGGAUGAUGAGGCAACAGAAGAAGAAAGCUACUAGGUCACCUCCAGAACAGGUGCUGCAGUCCCUGGAGGGUGACCUCUGUUAUGCAAACCUGACUCUGCAAGAACCCAGAACUUUCCCUGGCAACUCUUGGGAACAGACCACCACCAAGCCCUCCUCCUCUAGCCAAAUGGAAGUGGAAUAUGUCAGCAUGGCUCCUUUUCCGAGGGAGGUUUGCUAUGCAGCUGUGUCUUUGGCAGCCUUGGAUCAGGAACCAACCUAUGGCAAUGUGGUCAGCCAUGUUCCCAGCUCAAGUCACGAGGAGUCCACAGAAUACAGCAUUAUCAAGAAGCCCAAGCCUGUGGCUGUGCCUUCCAGUCACUCUGUGGGCAGCCAAGGAGCACAUUCCUGUUCAUCUGCCUUGCUAUCCACCUCCUGAUCAGGACUAGAGUGUGAUUGGAGCUUGACUCUUUCAGCCUGCAUGGCCUCAGAUCUGCCUUGAGUUUGUAGCUCAGCCUCAGGGGCCUCCAGGGGACUAAGGGCCUUUCCACAUCCCCCUCUACAUUCCAUAUAGCUUGGAGGGGAAAGGGAAGAUGCUCCAGGGAUGUCAUGCAAAUCAUAACCACGAUAAUGAUAAUAAUAGCAAUUAACUUUUAUUUAUUGUUCAUCUCGUGAACUGGAUAAUGGCCCCCAAAGACAUCUACAUCCUAAUGUCCAGACAUGUGAAUUAUCUUACAUGGCAAAAGACAGGUACAUACAUGAUGAAACUAGACUUUUGGGAUGAUUUUGGAUUAUCUGGAUGGGCCCGUUCUAUAACCACAAGGGUCCCUCUACAAAGGGAGAAAGUCAAAAGGAAAGGCACCGUGACAGUGGGAACAGAGCUGGGAGGGGCCGUGAGAUGAUGCAACCUCCCGAGGCCAAAGAAGGCAAGGAAUAGGUUGUUCCCUGAGUGGGGGCCUCCAAAAGGAACCAGCCCUGCCAACCUACCUCACGGUUUGAGGAAUGGAACUGACUGUACUUCUGGCCUCUGGGGUGUUGGAGAAUAAAGUUGUAUUGUUUUAAAUUAAGCCACUGAAUGUCUGCUAAUCUGUCACAGCAGGUAUAUACAGGCAGCUAUGUGGCAGGCGACUUUCCCUAAAUGCUUCACAUAUAGUAACUAACUGAACUUAUACAAGGGUGCUUUAACUGUUGCCCCAUUCUACACAUGAAAAGCUUGAAGUAGAGAGGCUCAGAGACUUUGCACCAAGUUUUGUGGCUAGUAAGCAAAUGAGGUAGAAUUUGAAUCCAGAUUUGGUUUGAGUCACUGCUCUGUCCUGUUUGUAUAAGGAGGACGCUGAGUGUGUGUGUGUGUGUGUGUGUGUGUGUGUGUGUGUGUGUGUAUGCGCACACCCGUGCACAUACUUAUACUGUUACUUAUGCCAGGAUGGAGUACUCAGGCAUUGAGUUUAUUACCUUAUUCUAGGGGUUUGGCAGCUCUAUCCCCAGAACAUAUCCUCAGCCUCCUAUAGUGUCUUUGUGGUUACCAGCCUCAGCCAAGAAACCAUCCCAGGUCUGCCUGUUUCCCUUUCCGUCUCUGCCCCAGAGUCCACUGUCCUCCCUGCAGUGGUCCUUUUGAAG
Molecule: messenger RNA, 2257 nt
Organism: Nannospalax galili (Upper Galilee mountains blind mole rat)
Lineage: Eukaryota; Metazoa; Chordata; Mammalia; Rodentia; Spalacidae
Gene: Cd300lf
Product: CD300 molecule like family member f
Exons: 7
Coding region: 87-1079 (330 amino acids)
Cellular component (GO): plasma membrane
Molecular function (GO): transmembrane signaling receptor activity
Source: RefSeq, a predicted model, not a curated record